AAGCCAGCUGCAGCGAUUCUGUCUAGUGGGAGAAGCUUUUUCGGCGGACACGCGGUCACUCGCGACGUCACUUUGCGACGCGACGCCGAGUCGUCGGCUUCGUGUGGAUCAUAACGCAAUAAUAUAAUCGCGAAAACGAUCGGUUACAAGGGAACGAUUGUCGAUCAUCGAGUGUGGAUGACCGAAUUGUGUGCCGGUUAACAAUCGCUCCGAUGACAUGUCCACGUAAUAACGUUCGAAAAACUGUGUGAGACACCGCUGAGAUUUAUACAGGUACACCAUCGUCAUCUAUAAUUGAUCAGUUUAAGGAAUUAUAAUCGUCGAUCGGGUUGAAAACUUCAUCGUAAUUAGAGUUAGUUUGUGUCAGUGUUGAUUUUGGCAAUCAUUCUGGCACACUAUUCAACCGUCACCGUUAAUCUUAUAAACAUUGUUAUCUAUAAUUCGUUUGAGUCAGUGUCAAAAGCAGGGAUUGCUAUAUUGCUCAAGUGACAUCUAGAUUCUGUUAGAUUCUAGUUAGUGUUGACAUUGUAAGAAUAUAAUCUCAUCAGGAAGUAUGUGUUAAAGAUCUACAGUGAUUGCUUAAGAUAUGGCAGCUAUGCAUUACAACGCGCAGAUGAUCUCAGAAGACUUGCAUCAGCAUCCACGACAUCUCUACAACCUUCAACAAAGACUUCAAGAUUCUGGAUCCUCGCCCAGAUCGGAGGAUGCCAGAUCGCCAUUGGACAGCCGAGUGAGAUCGCUCGAGGAAGUACGUUUCAUGGAUGCUAGAUCGCCAGAUGUAGAGGAUAGGGUAAUCAGAUAUCACGAAGAUGCCGGAAGUAAACAUUUCCCCAAAGACCAUGCGGGUUCUGGUUUUUUCCAGGAUUCGGAAAACUCCUCCAGAAAAUGUUUCAACGAUGAAAUAACGACGAGUCGUUGCCGCGAACCGGAAAGCUCUCCUGGAAGAACGUCCUCGCCGCAAAAUUAUAUUCUCAGCUCGCCUAAUCAAAACAACAGUUCCAUCGGCAAGACGUCCUUUUGCAUCGACGCGCUUUUAGGUCGCGCCACGAAGCAGAAUGAAAUAGAGCAGUCGACCGCCGAUCGACAGAAAUCAUUCUCCAGAAAUCACGGUGUCCAAUCUGACGGUCUGAACCUUGGAAGCAUUCAAGAACGAGAGUCCCCCAACGCCAUAAGAUGUCCCGGAGACCAAAGAACCGCCUUGAGAAAUCCUCUAAAUCCUUUUGUUCAGCAUCACGAGUCCGAUUCACCGAGUCUAGAAGCUCGGGAAAGACAUUCCGCCAAUCGCGAGGCUGUUCUCGGUCUUCAUCCCGGCGAUUCCGGCGUGUCUGUCCAAAGAGGCCAGUUCAGGCCCGAAACGGGGACUAGCAAUUACCGGAACGACCGGCUCGAUAACGUCGAGGACGACACGUCGGUCGACGUGGAUCCGACACGAACCGGAAGCGCUAGUCCCGGAAGCAACGCGAGUCGCAGUCCUGCUUCCAGUCCUCCAAUAUCUCCUGGUUCAGAGGAUCCGUCCAGUAAUGGGAUGCUGAGCCAUCAGAGUCUCACGUCCGGGCCCUAUGGCAUGGGCGCGGCGGUGGUCAGGCAGAAUCAGGGCCUCCUCCUGCAUCCCGCGGGACCACUCAUCCAUCCCGGAGGACUGUAUUAUCAUCCAGCCGGUGGCAGCGCCUUCCACUCGAUACACAAAGAGGGUCAGCCGGUCGGCCAUCCCCAAUCCGGAGGGCCUCAUCCUCAGCAGCAUCACAUUCAUCCACUCCAGCUCGAGUGGUUCGCCCGAACCGGCAUGUUAUAUCCGAGACUUCCCGCGGAUUUAGCCGGUUGCGCGGCACAACACGCAUUGCUGGGCAAAACAAGAAGGCCCAGGACCGCCUUUACAUCUCAGCAGCUUCUCGAAUUGGAGAAGCAAUUUCGACAGAAUAAGUACCUCAGUAGACCGAAGAGGUUUGAGGUCGCGACGUCGCUGAUGCUCACAGAAACGCAGGUGAAGAUCUGGUUUCAAAAUCGUCGAAUGAAAUGGAAACGCAGCAAAAAGGCACAGCAGGAAGCGCGCGCGAGUGGAAAAGUCGAGGAAGCCGGAAGCACGAGGAGUGCCGAGCGGGACACUGGAAGUGACGUCAGUGUGAAUGCACCUGGAACACCAGAGGAAUCUAGAGGAACGCUUCAGGAAAGUCAAAGAACUGGAACGGAUCUCCAGGAACCUUUAUAUCGGCCUUAUGUGGUCUAAAAAACCAAUAAAGACAUUUAAAUCUUGAGGGAUCAACAUUUUUCAAAGGGUUGCAAGUGCGCACACAUACAUUUU
Molecule: messenger RNA, 2299 nt
Organism: Pogonomyrmex barbatus (red harvester ant)
Lineage: Eukaryota; Metazoa; Arthropoda; Insecta; Hymenoptera; Formicidae
Gene: exex
Product: motor neuron and pancreas homeobox extra-extra
Biological process (GO): regulation of DNA-templated transcription; neuron projection morphogenesis; spinal cord motor neuron cell fate specification
Cellular component (GO): nucleus
Molecular function (GO): sequence-specific double-stranded DNA binding; DNA-binding transcription factor activity, RNA polymerase II-specific
Source: RefSeq, a predicted model, not a curated record